CUUCAACAUAUUCAACAUGGAAGGGUUGUGAAGAAGCUUUUAUAAAGUUUCUUCACAAAUCAAAGUUCUUCCACAUCAAGCUCAUUUACUCAAGAUACAACAAUGGUGAGGUACAUCGAUUUUGGCUACGGGAUGCCGUAUAGACGUGCCGCUACUCCGCCCACGUACAACGGCUAUGAUAGGAGCUGCGGCUCUUACUCUACCCAAAGGAGGAGGAGUUGGCAACACUUGGCGAUAUGGCGACUACAGCGGCAACAAGGAUUGGCGGAAGUCGGGCGGUGACAAUUGCCGGGGCGAGAAGGACGAGUUCAACUACAAGAAAGAGAUCGCCCUGAUGGUUCCCACUGUCAUCGACGGCUAUGUUGCAUCAAGGCCUGGUCAUGGGACCGGAUCACUAUCUAAGCCAACAAACAAUUAUCCUCGUCAGCACCAGGCAGGUACAAUAUACAUGGAAUCGGUCUCGACGGCUUAUCAUUACCCGGAGACAAUGCUUCACACCAUGGAUGCAACAAAGAGAUAUGGAAACAUCAAUUUGGGGUCGUGUACAAAAUUGGGAGGAAUUAUUACUGAUGUUCAUCAUCGGAAAUCAGAGUGUAAAAUUUGUCGGCUUAAGCUAAUGCCAUUUCAUCAUGUUAUAUGUUGGAUUCGCCUGUUUGGGAUUGAGGUCAUGUACGAAGAAUUAUAUACAGCAUGUAGUGAUUUGUCGUACUGUCGCAUCGAAGGAUUGUUAUAUCAGAUAAAUGAUUCCCUCUCUAUCCUUCGAGUUAGUAAGGAGGUAUUGUCUUUGUUUCUGUUGGUUAAUCCAUUGCAGUAAUUGCAUUUUGCGCGAUGAAGCGUGGACUUCCGAAUAAGUCAUUACCAGCUCGCCACAGAUGAUAGAUGCAUCCAUUCCAGGCGAGUUUCGACGACACUGCUCUGGCACUAACUUCUUUGACAUGCAGAGUUAUCCAUUGAAAUUCAACAUCCCAAUCUCCAGGAACUCUAUCGACUGAGCAUAGCAAUACACGUCUUUGCCAAACCCCAGAAGCGAAUGCACACUCAAAUAACAAAUGAGCUCGAGAUUCAAUAGCCCGCUUGCAUAUAGCAAAUGCAUAGCCA
Messenger RNA from Syzygium oleosum, 1098 nucleotides. RefSeq lists its product as uncharacterized. The transcript has 2 exons. NCBI's taxonomy places the organism in Eukaryota, Viridiplantae, Streptophyta, Magnoliopsida, Myrtales, Myrtaceae. Bases 176 to 814 code for a protein of 212 amino acids. The record is from RefSeq and is a predicted model, not a curated record.